This is a messenger RNA of Ruditapes philippinarum (Manila clam), 1071 nucleotides long. RefSeq names its product meiosis-specific nuclear structural protein 1-like. The transcript is spliced from 3 exons. Bases 2 to 787 code for a protein of 261 amino acids. The record is from RefSeq and is a predicted model, not a curated record. Gene Ontology annotation, molecular function: GTPase activity; GTP binding. Lineage: Eukaryota; Metazoa; Mollusca; Bivalvia; Venerida; Veneridae.
UAUGAAUAGCAUGUGGGAAGAAAUAAAAAAGGAAAAUAGGAAUAUGGUCAGGCUUCACUGUGAACAGAAAAUACAAAACAUGUAUGAAUUGUCAAUAGGAAACAAAAUGAAAAGUGGUCAUUACAGCAAACCUGGCUGCUAUCAAUUAUACAGGCUAGAUAUAGAUGAAAUGACAAUUAAUUACGAGAAUGAAGUCAAAGAUUGUGAUGAACAUGAGACAAAAGUAGCACUGAGUGGCUUCAUGGAACAAGAAAAGGUAAACGAGAAAAAUGUUUUAAUGAUGGACCAGAAAAUGAUGGCAGAGGAUAGAAAACGUGAAUUUGAACGCUUGGAGAAAACAUAUAUCCAAAGGCAAAAAACCCUUAGAAAAGAAUUCGAGGACGCCUUAAAAUAUGAACAAGAACGGAACGAGAAGCACAGAAAUCAAAUGGAAAUGGAGAGAAUAGAAUACCAAAGGAAACAGGACGAAAAACUGAAUUGUAUUCAAAUAAUGCAUGAGAGGGAAAACGAUAAAUUGAGAAAUCAAAUAGCAAUUUUUGAAGCCAAUCAAUCAAUGCAGCUACAAUAUCAGCAUGCUAUGAAGGUAAUGGAAUCACUUGAAUUAGAAAAAUCGAUUGCAUUCGAUGUAAGAAAAUUACAAGAACAAAACAAAAUAGAUGCACAGAGAAGGGAUGUUGAACGCGAAGAAGAAAAUAGAAAAAAUCAAAAAAAGUUUAACGCAAUUGACAUCAAGUUAGAAAAUAUGCAAUCACGGCAAGGGAAUAAUUCAGGUUGUUUUAUUUCAUAAUUAAUGCGUACAUUUUACCACUAUAAGAUUAUGACUAUUUAAUUUGUAAGCAAUUUUCGUUUUAAAUUUAAGAAAAGUAAAUUGUGAGGUUUGAAAUGUAGAAGUUCAGGUCAAUGUUGAAUCACUGAAGACGACUUAUUCAAUUUAUUCUUUGGGGGAAACGAGUAACACACUUAAGGUAUGUAACAAUGCUGUGAUAGUUAAAGGUAACCAUUUUUUACAAGCACUUUACAACAUUACCUCUCAUAUGUUGCUACCCAUCUACUAACAAAAAUAAAGGAAGC